GACCAUGGCGGCGAGCGCCAAGCGGAAGCAGGAGGAGAAGCACCUGAAGCUGCUGAGGGAGAUGAGCAGCCUCCCGCCCAACCGCAAGUGCUUCGACUGCGACCAGCGCGGCCCCACCUAUACCGACAUGACGGUGGGCAGCUUCGUUUGUACUUCCUGCUCCGGCAUCCUGAGAGGUUUAAAUCCACCUCACAGAGUGAAGUCCAUUUCAAUGACCACAUUCACACAGCAAGAAAUAGAAUUUCUUCAGAAGCAUGGGAAUGAAGUAUGCAAACAGAUUUGGCUAGGAUUAUUUGAUGAUAGAUCAUCAGCAAUUCCAGACUUCCGGGAUCCUCAAAAAGUCAAAGAAUUUCUACAAGAAAAAUAUGAAAAGAAAAGAUGGUAUGUUCCUCCAGAACAAGCAAAAGUUGUGGCUUCUGUCCAUGCAUCUAUAUCUGGAUCUUCUGCUAGUAGUACAAGUAGUACUCCGGAAGUUAAACCACUUAAAUCUCUCUUGGGAGAGUCUGCACCAGCACUGCACUUAAAUAAAGAUACACCUACCCAAUCUCCUAUUACAAUUCGGUCUCAAGGGCAGUCACAAGAAAAGAAACAGUUUGAUCUUCUCAGUGAUCUUGGUUCAGAUAUAUUUGCUGCUCCUGCUCCGCACACCAGAGCUACUGCAAAUUUUGCUAAUUUUGCACACUUCAACAGUCAUACAGCGCAGAACUCUGCAAACGCAGGUUUUGCAAACUUUGAUGCAUUUGGACAGUCUAAUGCUUCGAGUAAUUUUGGUGGUUUCCCCACAGCAAGUCAGUCUGCUUUUCAGCACCAAAAUACAGGUGGGAGCGCUGGAUCAGUGAAUGCUAACUUUGCACACUUUGAUAACUUCCCCAAAUCCUCCAGUGCUGAUUUUGGAGCCUUCGGUGGUUCUCAGAGCAACACAACUGCAGCCAGUAAAGCUGUAGUGAAUAAACCAUGUCUCCAGUCAGCAGAUAAAUACGCAGCUCUUGCUAAUUUAGAUAAUAUCUUCACAGGGCAAGGUGGUAAUGAGCAAGGAAAUGGCUUUGCUGCCAGUACAGUACCAGCAGCUCCUGCUGUGUCAGCUCCAAGUCAAACAAGUACAUCUUCAGACAAGUAUGCAGCUCUAGCAGAAUUGGACAGUGUGUUCAGCUCCACUGCAACCACUAGUAAUGCAUAUACUUCCACCAGUAAUGUUAGCAGUAGUGCUUUUGGAAAAGUUCCAGUUGGUGCUAAUACACAGACGCAGUCUGCAUCAUCCAGUGUUCCUGCUCAGUUUGGAGCAACACCAUCCACAAAUCCAUUUAUGGCUGCACCUGUAGCUGCAGUAGCAGCAUCAACAAAUCCAUUCCAAACCACCAGCCGAGGAGCAGCAGCAACAACAUUUGGCACAGCUUCCAUGAGUAUGCCUGCAGGAUUUGGAACAACUGCCUCAUACAGUCUUCCUACUAGUUUUAGUGGUAACUUCCAGCAGCCUGCAUUCCCAGCUCAGGCAGCUUUUCCUCAGUCUGCUUUCACUCAGCAACCUAACGGUACUGGUUUUGCUGCAUUUGGACAAGGAAAAUCAGUAGUAAUCCCAUUUGGGCAAGUUACAGCUGUUGGAGUCUCCAGUAACCCUUUUAUGGCAGGAGCAGCAACGGGGCCUUUUCCAACAGGAAGCUCGUCAACUAAUCCUUUCUUAUAGCCUUAUAGACACUUUACUUAAAAGAACUCUAUGUGAUCACAUAACAUCUCUAUGCCUCUUGCACUGUUGUCUUGUUUCACUGACCUUAGCUUUAAACACAAAAUAAGUCUUUCAGAAAAAAAAGUCUGUGUUGUGUAUUAAAACCAAGGAACACGAGGUGAUGUACAAAACAUGGGACUGUGGUAACAUCCUUUCUUGUGCAAUGGCAGGAGAAUGUUAAUAGUAUCAUGUAUAUUAAAAUUGGCUAAUAUUAAGUUAUUGCAGAUAUCAUUCAUUAUGCUGCAGUAUUGUACAUAUUUUUCUCUUAGGAAUUAGUUAUUUGUGCAUAUCAGUAUUUGUAACUUUUAACACACUGUUAUGUGAAAAAUGUUACUGGGAGAAAUAGAUCAGCCAGUUUAAGGUGCUGUCAUAUAUCUUGGAAUGAAUGGCCUAUAUCAUUUUAACAUUGCUUGUUGAGAUUUAUGAAUUCAGAACUGAAGUUUUAUUCAUUUCUUGAAGUGUUUUUUUCCCUUUCCUGAAGAGCUCUUCUAUUUAUACAUGCCUAAAUUCUAUAUAAUGUGGAGGGAUACCUGUCUGCAUAAUAAAGCUGAUCAUGUUUUGCUACAGAUUGCAGGUGGAAAAAAUAAAUAUUAAAAAAGUUUGUUGUUGUCAGCAUUUGCACUAACCAAUUUUGUUAAUUUUCAAAAUCACUGACAAAAUGUUGAAAUUGCAUUAUUUCCUUAGCUGUUUCAGUAAGGUUGCAAACUGUUAACAGUACAUCCUGUUAACAAUAGGAAUAUAACUACUGAUCAGUCAGUAAAAUAUGAAAUUGCCUUUAUUUUGAAAACUGUCUAACAAAUCUAAUUUAAAAUGAGUAGUAGAGAAUAUGUUCAUUUCAUUUGUUGUUUAAAUGUUUCUUCAUUUCAACUUUCAGUAAUUGCUGAUUCUUAUUGGUUAAAACAAGUUGGUAAGAUUGAUUUUGCAGCUUUAUUGAAACCAAACAGCCAGCAAAUACUUAAUAAAACCAAACUUUAGCUUCGGU
This is a messenger RNA of Protobothrops mucrosquamatus (brown spotted pit viper), 2702 nucleotides long. RefSeq names its product ArfGAP with FG repeats 1 (gene AGFG1). The transcript is spliced from 13 exons. NCBI's taxonomy places the organism in Eukaryota, Metazoa, Chordata, Lepidosauria, Squamata, Viperidae. Gene Ontology annotation, molecular function: GTPase activator activity. Bases 5 to 1681 code for a protein of 558 amino acids. The record is from RefSeq and is a predicted model, not a curated record. Gene Ontology annotation, cellular component: cytoplasmic vesicle.